This is a messenger RNA of Trichoderma harzianum CBS 226.95, 1897 nucleotides long. RefSeq lists its product as hypothetical. The record is from RefSeq and is a predicted model, not a curated record. NCBI's taxonomy places the organism in Eukaryota, Fungi, Ascomycota, Sordariomycetes, Hypocreales, Hypocreaceae. Bases 54 to 1517 code for a protein of 487 amino acids. The transcript is spliced from 2 exons.
GUUUUCUUUCUUCUUCUCGUGGCCAAGUCUCCAAAAAACCUGAGCCAUCCGGAAUGGCAGAUUUUCAUCUUACUCAGACCGUAGCGGACGCUUUCAACGCGCUUGCGGAUGAGGUUCAGGUUUUGACAGACCGAAAGACAAUACUCGAGCAUAAGCUGCGUUUUGCGCACGAGCAGUUCCAGUAUUUGGCCGAUAAAUAUGCGCCCGCUACACCAGAGAUAGCAGAGACUUUGGCAAAGCUCCAGCUCCCAGCGCACACCUCUGUCGAUGAUACUUUGCCCGUGCCCCUUCCUAAGCAAAGCUCUCUGCAGUCCCAGCACCAGAUUGCUCUCAUCAUUCGUGACGGACGCCGCGCUGCAAACAAACUGGUCGCCUCAUUGGGUGAAGCCAGUAAAACCACAGCAUCAUCCAGAGACACGCUAUCUCAAACCUCCCACGUAGAAACCUCCAUGUCGACUGCUCUGGAACAAGAUUUCACCGUUGAGGGGAAGAAAGGCAACCUGCAGUGUCCCUUUGCUAAGGAUGCCGCUGCUGGUGCCGACCAAGACCGGGAGCCUGAAACCGGCCCGGACUUGGCCCCAGACCACACUGAAGACCCUAUUUGUGUUGCCAUGUACGAAGAAGAGACGUCUCAGCAAGGCGCCGUAAACGGAACUCAGGCGAGCAAAUGCCCUAUCCGAUUCUUAGACAAACACUCCCCAGAGGAGAUUGCUCAUUAUGUUGAAACGCACAAGCACGAGCUGCCUCGCAGCCACGAGGUCUGCGUGCGGAGAUAUCAGCGCAACGAGGAUCAGAUUAGGAAAUUGGAUGCAAAGUAUGGAAACAUUGUGAGCAUGAUUGAAGACCUGAGCCAUCUCCACAAGCCGAUGCUACCUGACGAGGAGCACGCACGCCGCCCAAGCGAUGCCACGAGAACUUCAGCAGACCGAGUAGAGAGCUGGGCGCACGCCGUCAGCUCAAGCACGGACCCAGAAGCCCCUGCUGAGCCGCCAGCCGACAUAGAUGAAGACCGACAAAGUCAUUUCGAUCGGCCGCUGAAGGAGGUUCGAGUAGGAGAAUCACCAAGCCGCCCCUGGGGCAUUUCCGUGCCCGUCUAUCAACAAUCUGGCAAUGGAGGAGGCCAUCCCAUGUCGCCGCCCCCCGCGCCCGUGCGAAUGCCGAGUCCUGUACAGAGCACCCAAACUCCUGCGAAGCCAGCUGGGAAAUGCCCUUUCGGCCAUGGAGCUAAGCCACCUGCUUUUACCGGUCUGAACAUAUCAACUUCACCCAAUCCCCAGACUCAGAAUGCUCCAGCCCCGAACACCGCCCAGGACCCGGCACCUUACACCCCAACAAAGGCGCCUCAUGAGCAUAAUCCUGUUCAAGAGUACCGUACUUCUAUUCCGCAGCCUACCUUUAUCAAUCCUGAUAUAUCGAAGGCGCCAAACGCUCCUCAAAUGGUUUUCACCGGUCCUGUCUUUAUUGGGUAUCCAAUGGAACAAGCCAUUCAGUUUAUGAAUCAGUAUCAACAACGUUGAUAAUUGACUUUCAUAUUGUUCUCAUUUUCGACAUUAUACUCUGUUACACUUUUUAUUCAGCAGCCUUAUUCGCAGAGGACCAACCUCAGCAUUGCUUGUUUACGAUUUUAGUCUAUUCGGUCGGUUCUCUAUAGCGGCGGCGUUUUGGUUUUUAUUCUUCUUGUUCUUUUCUUACUGGGGCAAAGAUGGUAUUGCCCAGGGGCUUUUCAGGGAUUUUGUCUAAAUGCUGGGUGAAUAUUGAGCUUGGGUCUCUUUGAUAACAUGAUUGUGAGCAAGCGACUAUUUGAUGAUUUUACGACACAUGGGGUUUGGGUUCGAGCAAGUUAUAGUAUAACAUAGAAUGGAACAAGAGCUAUCGUAUGCUCCGAUUUGAAUAUUGA